GCCACACUGGCGGCUGCCAUAUUUCUUGAGGCGAACGUUUUCUGUCGGAAACGGUUUUUUCUUUAUCGCAAAACGCAUCCAGAGCAUUUUCCGCAGCCCCAAAACAUCGAAUUUCCAGCGCUUCCAGGUAAACCAGUCGCCGCCGAGCCGCCGGAAAAACGGGCCCUACGGUUCGUCUUUAGCGGUAAAAGAUUGAAGGUGGAAAGCGCAGCGCUGACGUCGGCAGCGGUAGAGGCAGCGCAGCGGCGCUCUUGCUCGCACUCACACUACUCAAAAAUAGAAACGCCAAGGAACUUGUUGCCCGCACCGGCGUAAGGCGAACCCAUGGUCCUUGACAUGGAAUCGGACGAUUCUCGUGCCAGUUCGCCGUCCAAUUCCUCGGAGUCACGGUCGAAUUCGCCCACCAACACCAAGGAGGAAGUUGCCGCGGAUCAUGGUGAUGAAUCGGUUGGCGGAGGUGGCGACCCCCCUCUGGAACGGACCGAUCGAGCCCCCUCCACCAGUAGCUCAUCGUCCAACUCCAGUUCCAGUUCGAAUCGAAGUGACCUGUCCAAGAAGCAGAAGAAGAGCUCGAGCAGCAGUAGCGGAAGUGGUAGUGGGAGUGGCAGUAGCUCUUCCAGCGGCUCCUCUAGCGAGGAUGAGGGCGACCAGGAACCGGAACAGGAAGUGCAGCGUCUUUCCCAGCAGCAACGUGAGCAGCAACUGCAGUCGCCCAAAAAUGAGCGGGACUCCGAGUCUGCUGCUGUUAAAGCGGAGCAUCCUGGUUCGCCAAACGCUAAGUCACAGCCUAGCUCGUUCCUCUCAUCCGUUCGGAGUCGGAGCGUCAGUCCCCAGCUGUACAAUCAGGCUGCCGUGGAUCUGAACAUCAGUCACGACGACCUUAGCGAUGUCAGCGACAUCGAGGGAGAGGAGAAGCGAACCUCAUCCAAAAAUUCGAUGCAUCCGGUGGAUGAGAACGAGGAUGGCGCUAUAUCCAAUGAUUCACUGCCCCCUCUCGGCGAGGAGGAUGAGGUCCAGCAAAAGCAGUCCAAGCACAACGGCAAAGCGUCAAGCGUGGAUGAGAAGGAAAGGCCUUUCGCAAAAGAAACCCAUUCCGACGACGCGUCCAAUGGACUUGCACCAGCGCCUGCUUUGCAGGAGGACUUGGUCAAGACUCACGACGACGACGCCUUGGACUUUGAGGCGGAGGAGGGCGAGUGUCCGGAGCAGGCAAUGGACCCUACACCGAUGGAGGAGAGCACAGCCAACGAAACAAACCAGACCAAGAGUUCGACCAAGGUAUCGCGGGACGAGGGCGAUGACGACGGCGAGGUGGACGAUGAGAAUGACGGCGAUGACAAAGACAUACGGAAGGACGGCGCAGGUAAUGGCUGCCUGGAGGACGGCGCAAGCAAUGGCUGCCUCGAAGACGGCGAGGAGGAAAAAGAUAUAGUGUCGGUAUCGACUUCACCCAGCCACGAAAAAGUGGAAGAGGGUGAGCUGGAGGAGGGCGAGGUGUCCGACGAGGAUGAAAAGCGACCAGAGGAGACUGAACCGAAGCCGGUGUGUCGAUUCUACACACGCGGUCAGUGCACCUGGGGCAUGAGCUGCCGCUUCCUGCACCCCGGCGUCACAGACAAGGGCAACUACACGAUGUUCGAGAGCAUAAUACGGGCGGUACCGAUGCAGGGAGGUUCAACCGGAGCUAGCGCUCCAGCAGCCCCAUCAUCUAGCGCUGCCGCCCGUUCCGGUGGGAGUACCUAUAGCUCGCACGCCUCGGCGACUGCCGACUAUCAUGAAUAUCGAACUGAGCGGCCCUCGCUGCAUCACCGACCGCCACUCUUACAUGCCCCGAGUGCUUAUGGUGCCCCCGUUCACGACGCCCGCACUCUUCUGCCUGACGGAACGCCGGUGGUGGUGGAGAAUGCAUGGGAGCGCGGCCUGCGCACCGCUAAGGAGAUGAUGCGCAAAGCCAACAAACGCAAGGAGCAGGACAUGGACUUUGAGGACAAGAAGAUGAACCUAACACUGUCGCCCGAUGAAAUGGAGAAGGACUCGUACUACCUCAAGGAUCGAGGCGGCAGCAGCGCCCGAUCACCGCCGCCUCCUUCGGCCGCUGUGCGCGAACAGCCACUCAAUCCACUCAGUAUGCCUCUGUCCAUGCAUCCGCAUGCCGUUCCCCAUGCAAAUCCUCGUGCUCUCCUGCCCUUGCAGUACUCCGUUUACGGACCGCCGCCAGAUCGCUACGGCCGACCUCAGUAUAUGCCACCGCAGUAUGAUGAUGUGGAUGCGUACGGCCGUAUGACUAGAUAUCGCGAGUUGCCGCCCCAUCGGAUGCCGCACUAUGAGGACGAUCGUCGGUCGAGGCCAAUGCGCGAGGUCAUCGUACAGCGAGUAGAGGCCGCCGGACGGGGUGAUGAGUGGAGUGAUCCCUGGAUGCGAUCCAAAUCUGUUGGCCGGGGAUCAUACGAACGCGAGGACCGCCGGCGUCGGGACAGGCGCAGCUACAGCAGCAACUCGUCGUAUUCCACCUCGAACAGCUCGCAGAGUGACUCCAGUUCGGACUCGUCCCGCUCAAGCAGUCCGUCCGAUCAUAAGCGGCGCUACGGUUCGCACAAACUUGCCACCGCCACCGCUACUUCACGUCGCCAUGGUGGUCGUGCGGCCCGUUCGCCCAGCCAGAUUCCGCGACGCCCCCGGCGCACUUCCAAGGGAAGCCUUUCGCCUUCAUAUAAGAGACCCGCUGUGGACAAGCGUGGCGUUGGCCACAGCCCGUCCUCCAAGCGUAAGAAGCUGUCAUCGCCAACACCCAAGAAGUUGGACAAGUUGAGACGUCGUCGCAGCUCGAGUUCUUCCGACUCAGACUCAUCGGAUACGUCGUACUCAGAUUCGGAAUCGGGGUCGUCGUCGUCGGACAGCUCGUCGGGAUCAAGAGAUACGCCCCAGAAGCGCGUGAGGGCCACCGACAAGGCGCUCAACGAGCGUAAGCUUAUUAGCAAGCCAGCUGAACAAUCAACCAAGAAGCGCUCGCCUAUUUCCAUUGAGAUUAAGAAAACAUCAAACAUGGUGGGUGUUUCGGCGUUGGCCUCACCCAGCAACUCAGCCGACUCCGACACGGAGAAGGAUCACGAUAACGGGAAAGACAAGGAAAAGGAUCACGUUAAGGACAAAGACAAGGAUGGCAAAGAGAAGGACAAGGAGAAGGACGGGGUCAAGGAAAAAGACGGCAAAAAGUCACGCCGGGAGGAGCUGCUGAAGCAACUGCGCGCCGUCGAGGAUGCGAUCGCCAAGAAGCGUUCCAAGCUAAACUGAUCAAGUUAUGUGCUCACUUCUCCAUGCCCCCAAUCAGACCACUGGCUCCCUUCCACUCCCUGGCAAAUAGCACCCCCUAUAUCGCCCACCCACAAAAACUAAACAUAGCCGAUGGAUACCGGUUCGGCAUCGAAAAAUACUUAGAGGUUACACAACAUUCGCAUCGUAUUCGAUAUUGCCUUGGCCUGCGUGCAGCCGCUCGAUCGCAAUACAAUUCAAUGCAUUUAGGUUUAAAGAUCAUUAUCCAUUUUUUUCCUACCCUGACUAUUGCCAAUUGAAGAGCAUAAAUACUAUGUUUAUAAUAGAAUAUUAAUAAAUGCCAACACAAAAAAAAAUAUUUUUAUCUAUACAACUACGAA
Drosophila sechellia is the source of this 3650-nucleotide messenger RNA. RefSeq names its product zinc finger CCCH domain-containing protein 18. Bases 325 to 3291 code for a protein of 988 amino acids. The transcript has 6 exons. The record is from RefSeq and is a predicted model, not a curated record. NCBI's taxonomy places the organism in Eukaryota, Metazoa, Arthropoda, Insecta, Diptera, Drosophilidae. Gene Ontology annotation, cellular component: precatalytic spliceosome. Gene Ontology annotation, molecular function: metal ion binding; RNA binding.